Molecule: messenger RNA, 918 nt
Organism: Penicillium nucicola
Lineage: Eukaryota; Fungi; Ascomycota; Eurotiomycetes; Eurotiales; Aspergillaceae
Exons: 8
Coding region: 1-918 (305 amino acids)
Source: RefSeq, a predicted model, not a curated record
AUGCGAUCUCCGGCUACCACUUGCUGGCUCUAUGGAGUACUUCUUGUGUCAAUUGCCUCCGGAGCGUACGGGAAUAACGAGACCCAACCGGACUUCAUGAGCGUGCGAAAGAACGUAACGAAAGAAUAUAAAAGCGAGAAAGAGAUACCAACACAGAAAUACUUUCAUGAAUCAUCUUUCCAUUAUCAUUAUGACGGCCGCUUUGCCAAUGAAACUCUUCCGGCAUCAGAAGUCAUCCCACAUCUCUCAGCCCUAGUCCAAACCUACUUCUCAACAAUGAACGCCAUCGGUGCUGAGACAUGGAUCAUGCACGGCACAUUAUUAGCCUGGUGGUGGAAUCAGAAGAUCUUCCCAUGGGACAAUGAUCUAGACGUCCAAAUCUCGGAACCAACAAUCCACUUCCUAGCAGAGUACUACAACAUGACGGAACACCACUUCGAUUUCCCCAACGUUGACGGCGGUCGCGCCUACAUGCUCGAAAUCAAUCCCAACUACGUCGUCAAAUCUGAGCAGGAUACAAUGAAUAAGAUUGAUGCGCGCUGGAUUGAUAAGUCGUCGGGUCUUUUCAUUGAUAUCACUGCUGUGCGCAAGGAUGAGAGCAAGAGGUUGAAUGGACAUCCGGAGGCGUUGACCUGUAAAGAUCAUCAUCACUACGAGGAGAGUGACAUUUUCCCACUGCGUGAAAGCACCUUUGAGGGAGUUGCGGUCAAGAUUCCUUACGCUUAUACAUGGCUUCUUGAGGAAGAGUAUGGGCCCAAGGCUCUGACGCGGACGACCUUCUCGGGACAUACCUUCAAUGAUGAGACAAAGAUUUGGGAGUCUGCCAAGCGAAAGCUUAAACGAUUCCUCCGACGAGGCUGGCGAGGUGACGACUUGCCAGUGCGGACCUCUGAUCUCCAUACUAUUAUAGAGGCAUGA